AUGCAACACUCUGCUGCUGAACCAAACCUCUUCAUUACUGCACCACAGAAGAUGGAAGCACUGAGAGGAUCUUGUUUGCAAAUCCCAUGUACCUUUAGUGCUAAUCCUGAAAAAGGCUUUAACAGUAGCAGAGCCUCCUCUGGAGUGUGGAUUAAAAAUGACUACAGAUUUCAGUUGAAUCCAAACAAUGUGAUAUUCAAUGGUACCGGGUCAGUGAACAAAUAUGCAGCAAACAUCACUGGAAACCCGAGUCAGAAAAACUGCACCACUCUGUUUUCCAGUUUAACCACAGCUGACACAGACAAUUCUGCUCCGAGCCCCAGGAUUCACAUCUUAGGUGAUGUGAAGGAGAAGGAGUCUGUGGGUAUAACCUGCUCAGUUGUCUCUCCCUGUCCACAGUCCCCUCCCACACUCACCUGGGCUGUCCCACAUGAGUCUCAGAACAAACUGGAGCAAAACAUAGAUGGAACCUUUACAGUUAAAAUCCAGGAGAACAUCACUCUGUCAGACAAACAUGAUGGACGCAGCAUCUCCUGCUCUGCCAAAUAUCCUGUGAAUGGAGGGACAGCUGUCUCACCAGCAGAGGGCAAAGUGACUCUCAGUGUCUCAUAUACCCCCAAGGACACCUCAGCAUCCAUCAGUCCACCAGGUGGGGUGUCAGCAGGUACCCAGGUGAACCUGACCUGCUCCAGCAGAGCCAAUCCUCCCAUCAGCCACUUCACCUGGUUCAAGCAGAUCCCAGGUGGAUCCAUCAAUGUAUCUGAAGGAGACGUUUACGGUUUCAACGCCACAGAUGAAGGAGUUUAUUUCUGCGUGGCCACCAACGCCCUCGGUGAUCAGACGUCACCAACGAUCCGUCUGAAUCUGAACGGUAAAUAUUGAACUGGACUCAGUGUGAGACCGUU
Molecule: messenger RNA, 905 nt
Organism: Toxotes jaculatrix (banded archerfish)
Lineage: Eukaryota; Metazoa; Chordata; Actinopteri; Toxotidae
Product: sialoadhesin-like
Exons: 4
Coding region: 1-882 (293 amino acids)
Source: RefSeq, a predicted model, not a curated record